Lolium rigidum is the source of this 1764-nucleotide messenger RNA. RefSeq names its product rhodanese-like domain-containing protein 6. NCBI's taxonomy places the organism in Eukaryota, Viridiplantae, Streptophyta, Magnoliopsida, Poales, Poaceae. The record is from RefSeq and is a predicted model, not a curated record. The transcript is spliced from 8 exons. The coding region runs from base 8 to 1660 and encodes 550 amino acids.
GGGAACGAUGGCGGCGCUGGAGAAGCACGUCGAGGAGAUGCGCUCCAACAGCCUGUUCGACGGAACCGACUUCAAGCUGGCCUCCUGCGAGGACCCGGUGGACGAGAGGGUCGCCAGGGAGUGCGGCUUCACGUCGCUCUCCGUUCGGCUAGUCAAGGAGCUGGUUACUCUUUGUUCCAACCCGUCGUUGACAACCCCGGAGAUCUCAUUUGCUGGGAGACAUUUAUCGGCAGCUGAGUUCCACUCGGUGCUUCAGAGUGUAGGAACUAGUUCAGCUUCUGAGGAUCCUACAAAGAAGAAUGAUGUUGUUGUUUUGGAUGCAAGGAAUCUGUACGAGACACGGAUUGGCAAGUUCCAUGUACCAAAUGUGGAGACACUGCAUCCUGAUAUUAGACAAUACAGUGACUUGCCAAUGUGGAUAGAUGAGCAUACUGAGAAGCUACGUGGUAAAUCAAUUAUGAUGUACUGCACAGGAGGUAUACGCUGUGAGAUGGCCUCAGCUUAUAUCCGCUCCAAAGGUGAAGGCUUUGAGAAUGUUUUUCAGUUGUAUGGUGGCAUCCAGAGAUAUCUGGAGCAAUUUCCAGAUGGUGGCUAUUUUGAUGGAAAGAAUUUUGUAUUUGACCACAGAAUAUCUGUGGGAAGCCUUAAAGACAACAUACUUGGAACUUGUUUGAUAUGUGGUUUAACCUAUGACGACUACUCGUCCCGGUGCCGUUGCAGCCACUGCAGAAUGUUGGUUCUAGUGUGCUCCACAUGUCAGGAUUCUACCAAGGAGUAUGUAUGCGAGCUAUGUCUAAGAAAUGCAAAACCAUGCUGUCCAACAUCCGUAAGGCAAGACUGCCAAACAGAGUCAGAGCUAUCUGAAUCUUCCUCCUGUGGAAAGCCAUCAAUAAGCAACAAAAUUUCAGCCUCCAAAGCUCCCAUGAGUAACGGUAGUGAGCAGCUGAAGAAGUUGAGGAUCCUCUGCUUGCAUGGUUUCCGUCAGAACGCGUCAAAUUUUAAGGGCAGAACAUCGGCGCUUGCCAAAAAGCUCAAGCACAUUGCUGAGCUUGUCUUCAUUGAUGCUCCUCACGAGCUUUCGUUUGUAUACCAACCAAAACCGGAUCCCUGCUCCGACAAACCCUCACCUCCGUCUUUCACAGCCAGAACAAAGUUCGCGUGGCUGGUUUCUCCCAACACGAGUUACCACACGGAGCAAGAGUGGAAGAUUGCAGAUGGACCAUUUGACCCGCUUCAGUAUGAGAAGCAAACUGAGGGCUUAGAUGAAUCAUACACAUACCUUGAAAACACAAUAGCUGAGAAUGGGAACUUUGACGGCAUCCUUGGUUUCUCCCAGGGCGCAGCGAUGGCUGCCUUGCUGUGCAGACGGCAGCAGAAGACCUGCGGUUGUCCCAAGUUCAGAUUCGGGAUAUUUUGCUCUGGAUAUCCAGCACCUGUCGGCGAUUUGGACGGCGAGCCAAUCAGGCUUCCGUCGCUCCAUUGCUUUGGCGGCGGCGGUGAAGGUCAUGACAGGCAGAUCGCGAGCAGGGCAAGCACCGAACUGGCUUGCAUGUUUGAGGAGGACCGGCGCACCAUUGUUGAGCAUGACAUGGGGCACAUCAUUCCUACUCGGCCACCCUACAUCGAUCAGAUCAAGGAGUUCUUGUGCAAUUUCAUAUGAAACAUUUGGAGGAUAGGUGAUCAUUUUGUUGUAACUCUAGACUUUGAUGUGUUUCUCUCCUUGUCUAUCAGAUGCGCUGUGAUGGUGCAAAAUUGUUUCUGUCC